Molecule: messenger RNA, 723 nt
Organism: Adineta ricciae
Lineage: Eukaryota; Metazoa; Rotifera; Eurotatoria; Adinetida; Adinetidae
Source: the annotation of a GenBank genome assembly
AUGGACCUACUGACACAAUCCAGUAUCAUGCUACGGCGCCACACAAUCCCCGCCAACAACGACCGCCACCCCAUCGAUCACCAAGCACCCAAACCAAAAGAGAGAGUGGACGACCGCGGCUUUACAUUUUUGACUAUCCUGGCUGCCAUCGUAUGUUAUCAUUUGUAUGCUAUUCCGGAUAAGAGUUUAUGGGCUGGUGAUCUUCAAUUGUCACCGGUGUUUUACUCUGUCGGCGGAUUAGUUGGCCAAGGGUUGAUAGCGAUUUUAUAUGGAGCUCCGUAUAGCGCAAUCGUCAUCAGUGGCAUCGACUCAUCGGUCGCUUUCAUUCUUGGUUUGGCUAAACUUGCUGGUCUCUAUGAUUGGGUCGAAAAAUGUAUGGCUUUCAUCAGCAUCUACUACGUCGGGAUUCGGUAUUUGCUACGUUGCACUAGUGUCUUUCAAAUUCGAAACAUCCGGUACAAACUAGCGACGAUAGCGCUUAUUUUUCAAUAUAUAGCUGUGUUAUGUAUCGUCAUCAUCCCUACCAUGACGGACAAGUCUUUUAUCGCCCGAUGUGCAUGCUGGGCAAGUGAGUGUAUCGUGUGUGUAUGUAUUGGUUGUAUACUCACGGUAAACGAUGAGGAUCCAACAUUUCCGAUUGUCUCAACUGAAUCAGAAGACCACAAGAAUUAUGUUUCUGACGGAUACGUCUUGAAAAAUUUUGGGCUGAAGAAGAGUUUCUGA